Molecule: messenger RNA, 1872 nt
Organism: Iphiclides podalirius (scarce swallowtail)
Lineage: Eukaryota; Metazoa; Arthropoda; Insecta; Lepidoptera; Papilionidae
Source: the annotation of a GenBank genome assembly
AUGAAUUACCCCGAGUCUAACAAUGACUCUACAAACUAUGGUUCAACACGAAAUCAUUCAGGCCACGAAUACUCAGUGAGACAAGCUUAUAAGGACGGUGGCAUAAAAGCUGGGGCGGUGAGAGCGGUGCGCCUCGCUUAUGGCAUCAUCUCCAGGCGUAAGGCAGCCGAGGAGGGCGUAGCCCGGCUCGCUCGGGUGCUGUCCGCCCUCGACCUGACCGCCCUGGGGGUGGGUAGCACCCUUGGUGUGGGGGUGUACGUGCUGGCAGGCGACGUGGCGAAGAACUACGCUGGCCCUGCGGUCAUACUCUCCUUCCUACUGGCCGCCGUGGCCAGCGUGUUCGCUGGCCUCUGCUACGCGGAGUUCGGGGCCCGCGUUCCCAAGGCGGGCUCGGCUUACGUCUACAGUUACGUGUGCGUCGGCGAGUUCAUAGCGUUCAUCAUCGGAUGGAACCUUAUACUCGAGUACAUAAUAGGGGCCGCGUCGGUGGUGAAGGCGCUAAGUGAGUAUCUAGACUCGCUGCUCGACAAGGCGAUGUCCACCAGCCUGGAGGCCGCGAUGCCCCUCAACACCCCCCACUUGGCCAGGUACCCGGACCUGUUCGCCUUCGCGGUCAUCAUGGUCUUCUCCGUGGCUCUGGCCCUCGGAGUGAAGGAGUCCACCAAGUUCAACAACCUGUGCACUGGAGUCAACCUGUGCGUGGUCCUCUUCGUCAUAAUAUCCGGGUCCUUCAAAGCCGACACGAAGAACUGGCGCAUCCCCGCCUCGGAGGUGCCGAAGUCUCAGAAGAAGGACUUCGGCAGCGGCGGCUUCGCCCCCUACGGGCUGGCGGGCAUCAUCAAGGGCGCCGCCGUCUGCUUCUACGGCUUCAUUGGGUUCGACUGCGUGGCGACGGCGGGCGAGGAGGCGCGCAGGCCGCAGAAGAGCAUCCCCUUCGCGGUGGUGGCCUCGCUGCUCGUCGUGUUCCUGGCCUACUGCGGCGUCUCCUCCGUGCUCACGCUCAUGCUGCCCUACUACAUGCAGGACGAGAAGGCGCCGUUCCCGUUCGUGUACGACCAGCUGGGCUGGUCCUGGGCCAAGUACGCGGUCAGCGUCGGCGCCAUCUGCGCCCUCUGCUCCAGCCUGCUGGGCGCGGUGUUCCCGCUGCCGCGCAUCAUCUACGCCAUGGCGUCGGACGGGCUGCUGUUCCGCUUCCUGGGCGCGGUGAGCGAGCGCUUCCAGACGCCGCUCGCCGGCACCCUGCUGGCCGGACUCCUCACCGGCACACUGGCCAUGAUCUUCGAGCUGGAACAGCUGAUCCACAUGAUGUCGAUUGGGACGUUGCUGGCCUACUCCAUGGUUGCCUCUUGUGUUUUGCUGCUCAGGUACGAGAUGGGCGGGGCGUCGACGCGCGGGGCCGAGCCGCUGCGCUGGUCUACGCGCGCCGCGCUACGGCAGCUACGCAACGCGGACGCGCACGCCACGCCCACGCGCCUCAGCGCCGCGCUCGUAGCCAUUCUCGUAGCGCUCUACGGCGUUUGGUGCUUCGUGCUGAUGGUGAGCGUGAACCAGCACGGCGACGCCAUCCUGGCCGGAGAGCCUCUCGCCGUGGCCAUCUGCUGCUCCGGCGCCGCGCUGGUGCUGGCCACGCUCUGGGCGCUCUCGCGGCAGCCCGUCUCCGAGAAGAAGCUCGCCUUCUCGGUGCCCCUGGUGCCGUGGCUGCCCGGCCUGAGCAUCCUCAUCAACGUGUACCUGAUGCUGAACCUGGACUACAUGACGUGGCUGCGCUUCGGCGUCUGGAUCGCGGCAGGUCGGUACCCCCUGGCCAGCUCUCUAAGGCUAUUAGCGCCGCUCUCGUCUCUGCUCUCCGUUCCAGAUUUCCGUACAGAUGAA